AGGGGGUUUGGGUUUGAAAGUGUGUAGGGUUUUGCUGUUGCUGAUGCGACUUGCUUUGAUUUCCGCCCAAUUUCCUUACUUCGCCGCUGUUGAUGUUACCAAGAGGAGGCAGUCGUUGUGGUGCAUUCUUGGAAGCGCGCUUCUUUACACGGGACGCUUUGCUAGGCUGCGGCAUUGCGGGCGCGAGGCGGAGCAGCUUUCGUAUGAUUGUGGCCAUGGAGCCGCAGGCCAAGAUACAGAAGUUGCAUGAUAAUGGGAGGGUGGUGCUUGAUUCUCAAGCCCUGAGGGUCAAGAAGUUGUCUGCUUGUGCAGUCUUGCCGUCUCGGGGUUCCGCUCUUGCCGCUGGUUAUGACCUCUCUAGUGCCUACGAUACAUGCGUGCCUGCGCGGGGUAAGGCCCUUGUGAAGACGGAGUUAUCCAUUGCCAUUCCCCAAGGCACGUAUGCCCGUAUCGCUCCCCGUUCAGGUUUGGCAUGGAAGAAUUCUAUCGAUGUUGGUGCUGGAGUAAUUGACGCCGAUUACCGUGGGCCAGUUGGCGUCAUUCUCUUUAACCACUCAGACUCCGACUUUACUAUCAAAGCAGGGGACCGAAUCGCCCAACUUAUUCUAGAGCUUAUCAUCACUCCUGAUGUGAUGGAAGUUGAUGAUCUAGAUGCUACUGCCCGUGGAGACGGUGGAUUUGGGUCAACUGGCGUUUCCCUGAUCGUGCAAAGUUAACCUGAACUCUGUAUGACUUAUAAUCACGAUUUAGUUCUUAUCAACUGCUGUGGUUUGCUGGUUAUCUAGAACACUUCCUGUAUGUAUUUUGGGUAUUUUUCAGUUGUAGAUUAGCCGGUUUUUGUUCAUAUAACCUUCAAAUUUUGUCCUUGGCCAAACUCAACCCACUCUCACAUAGUGAGUUACCCGCUAUAGUUGAUACUCCUAAAAGUGAUUUGCUGAGGUGUCCCACAGCAGAUUUAUAAGAACUAAAUCGGUCAAUUUCAGAUGCAAACUCUUGUUGGGUACAAGGUUAAACAUGUGCGCAGUCCUUCGGUUCGUAGACAUGCCGAAACUAUUUUCUCAUUUACCGACUACUGGGUGUCUGUCGUUGUCAGACCUAGCCUGACUUUUGAACUCACAGUUUUUUUAAAAGAAUUCCUUUAUUGUAUGCGACCAAUAAUUAGCCAAAGUUGUUUCUGGAAGAUUUCAAUUCGAGUCUGUAGCCCGCGGAGAAACCGAUGCAGUAGACGUAUUUGUUUGUUUUUUUCGGCAUGAAAAAGGUGACCCUGUUGCAAAGUUGAAAUGGCAAGAAACAACACUUUUCGUA
Molecule: messenger RNA, 1305 nt
Organism: Physcomitrium patens
Lineage: Eukaryota; Viridiplantae; Streptophyta; Bryopsida; Funariales; Funariaceae
Product: deoxyuridine 5'-triphosphate nucleotidohydrolase
Biological process (GO): dUTP catabolic process; dUMP biosynthetic process
Molecular function (GO): magnesium ion binding; dUTP diphosphatase activity
Source: RefSeq, a predicted model, not a curated record